This is a messenger RNA of Schistosoma rodhaini, 4704 nucleotides long. NCBI's taxonomy places the organism in Eukaryota, Metazoa, Platyhelminthes, Trematoda, Strigeidida, Schistosomatidae. The record is from the annotation of a GenBank genome assembly.
AUGACGGUGCUUGAGGAAAUAAAAUUCUCCGGAAAUGAUGAGGAAAAUAUUAGGGGGAUAUAUUCAUCACAUGUGCGCGUAUAUCCUAGUGCCAAAAGUGCUCUGGAUUGUAGAGAUGUUUCGGCCAGCUGCAAGAUUAGCAUUCAACCAGCUGUCAAAUACUUUUGGGAUUAUCAGUAUUAUGUAACACGUCUCAUUGCACGUCAUCACGCCAGUUCGCUGAUUGCCUAUGCAAUUAAACAUGUUAAAAAAACAGAUUCUGACGAAGAUGUACAUGUAGGUAUGGUGCGGUUGCUGAAUACAGAGACGGGAAAAAAGUUGCUCUUACGUUCUUUCACAGACCGUAUCACGUGCAUUGAUUUUGCACUCCGCAGCGAAGCGCUUUUAGGCAUCAUCGACCACUCCGGAGCUGUUAAUGUUUUUAAAAUUGAUCAGGGGUUGUGUUCUGAAGAUCUAAUGACUUCGUCGUUAUUCUUCUCACUAAAUCCACCAGAAAAUUUUGUUCCUUUGGACGUUUCUUCGCUUGUGUGGUGUCCGUGGUUGCAUGGGUCUAAAACUGCACUCCCACUUGCAAAUGAUGUGCAUGAUGAUGUAUUUGUCCCGCCACGUGACCCAAGUUUUGUGUUAGCGUAUUCUACUCAUCAUAAGGUAAAAGUUAUAAAUGUGGGUUUAGUUGUUGAACUUCUUCAAAAUCACUUUUCACAAUAUGCUCAGUCGGGAGUAUCAACGUCUUGGAGUGAAAAACAACUUAUUGAUGCUAUAGAAGGAUGUACAACAGAGUCAUUAUGUUAUGCUGAGUUAUCCGACCAUUCUGAUGCGAUUACUGCUUUGUCAUUAAGUCGUGAUGCUACUUGUUUGGGUUCUGCCAGUCUGGACGGUAAAGUCUGUAUAUAUUCCUUAGUUAGUCGAUUGACUGGCGAUAUGAAGUACAAAUUGAGGCCAAUUCAUGUAUUUUCUCCUCAUGGUGGACUACCACUGUAUGCUUUAAUAUUUCUGGACAACGUGUUACAUAAUGAUGAAAGUAUAACAUGGAGUUAUCUUUUAACCGGUGCAGAGUCUAAUCGUGAACUACGCCUUUGGUCAUGUUCUGAUUGGUCUUGUUUACAAGUUAUACAAUUUUGUUCUGUGAUACCCAGUACAGAUUUACUCAAAUCUUUAAAUAUUUCAUUAUCGAAAUCGAGCAUAAUAUUAGCUGUUGAUCGAUCCGCCUCUUUUCUAGUUGCUACUGAUGUAACACGAAGAGUACUGUAUACACUUGAAUUGGCCGUUGUAAACGAUGUUUCAAAUGAUAAUGAAAGGUUAUUGUCCUCUUCAUCGUCAUCAAUGUUAUCAGUAUCGAAGAAGAUAUGCUGUUUCAUUUCUAUCGGAGAAUUUUUGUUGACAACACCGUGUCUGUUGUUUGCUUUAGGCCCUUCUUCAAGGAAAGCCAAAAAUGGUGUAGAUCCCCUUUCUAUAAAAGAGAAAAUUGAUCCACAUAAAGUUUUAACGGAUCAAAUAUGUUUGGAUAUUCACAUCAUUCAUAAUCGAAAUCUAUUAAAUGGUACAAUUCGAUUUGAUCUGUCUCAUCGAUCUGAAUCAGAAAAACUCGAAAUAAUUACAAAUAUAAUGAAGCAAUCUUCAAUGGAAUCGCCUGUUCAUCAUCAACAUGAGUUGACAGAUCCUACUCUCCCUAAUGCUAUUGAUAGCUCUAGUAAUAAGGAUCUGUCAACGUCGAUACCUUCUUUUACUUCAUCACCUAACAUAAAUGCCAUUGUUCAAGAAAAAGUUGAAUCUGAUGAAGUUCUUGAUCAGCGUAAUUCCACCGAAACACUAGGUCAUAAUUCUUUGAUGCCUAACACUUUGGAGAAUCCAUUGAUGAUGGAGAUUAAAACUGAAAUUGAGGAUAAUUCCAGUUGCUAUCCUAAUAUGGAAACAAUUUCUCCGAGUCAAAAUGAACCACCAGAAGCGGAAAAACUUCAAAAUGUUCUUUCUGUAACAUUGUUAAACAUGAAUAAUCAGUCGACUGAAGAACUCGUUGUUGAAUCUAUUACGAAAACGGCUGAUGAAACUUCGAUUUCCGACUUUCCACCUAUGAACUGUCUACAGUUGUUAUGCAGUACGAAUGAUAACUAUACACCUCAAACUGAAAUUACUACGAGAACUGAUCAACAGCAUCAUAGGAGUGAUGUUGUAGUUGGUGAAAACGAUAACGACGAUGACGACGAUAAUGGAGAGAUCGAUUCUGAAGACAAUGCACCCGAUUCUGUGGACAAAUUACUGUCGGACACAACAACGAAUAAAAUCCCAUUGAAUUCAAGUAGUCCAAGUCAUGAUAGUAAUAAUAAUAAUAAUAAUAAUAAUAAUAAUAAUAAUAAUAAUAAUAAUAAUAAUAAUAAUUUAAACAAUGAAGCAUAUACUAUUACUAAUCACGUAGAUGAGAAUGACUUGAUCUUUUUAACAACAACGACCACAACAUCGUCAGUGUCUCCACCGUCGGUACUGUUGCCGCCUCCAUUACCAUCUCAGCUAUCGUUAACAAUGUCACCAACUAAUGACACUACAUUAUGGUCGACCACUGCUACUACUACUACUACUACUACUGCAAAAGAAGACUAUUUACAAAAUUCAUCACCAUUGGAUAUUACCUCUGCAUCGUUAAACACUUGUAAUUUCGUUGUUGUUGUUGAUGACGGUGGUGGUGGUGGUGGGGAAGGUGAAGGCGGUGGCCGUUCUGUUGACAAUGUCAACGAACAAGGCGAUGAUGAUGAUAAUGAUGAUUAUCGUAACUAUCAAUCAUUUGAAGAUUUGAAGUCAAUUUUAAAAGAGGAAGAUGCUUUAAAUGCGACAAUUAACAGAAUAGUUAAUGUUAAUGAAACUACUGACCUUGAAAAUCAUAACAACAACAAACCCAAUGCCAACGACGACGAUAACAGGAGAAAUAAUAAUGAAAUGAAUAGAAUUUUAAAUCAUUUGGAAAUGUUAUCGAUGAAUUCAGAAAAACAAAGUAAACAAUUCGAAUACAUAUUAGACCAAUUGAAUGAAACGAAAUUGAAACUUGAACGACUUGAACAAACACAAUAUGAUAUCAUUGAACAAAUAAAUAAUGUUAAUUACCAAGGUUCACUAAUACCGCCGCCUCCAUCAACACAACCGUCUAACAUUGUUACAAUGACAGAAUCUAAUACGAAUUUAGAACAUUGGGAAAUUAAAUCUAUUGAAUUGUCUAAUCAGAUAAUUUCACAAUUACGAACUGUUCAAGGAGACUUUUCACGUCGUUAUUCAAAAAUUUCUGAAAAUAUGAAUAAAAUUUUAUCCAAUGUACAAGAUCCAAAUCAUUCAAUCAAAUCAAAUAUGUUACAUAAUUUAGAAUCACGUAUUAAUACAUUGCCAACUAUAACAUCAGAUUGUGUUAGACGUGUACUACAUGAAGAAUUAUUAAGAGUAUUUUCAAAUAAUUUAUCGCGAGUUGUUGAACCAUUGCAACAAUCUCUAUUUAGUGUGUUAAAAGAUCAUUUAUCUACAUUACCAACAAUGUUAGCAGAUAAUGUUCAACGUACUUUACGUGAAAAGAAUUUCACUACACAAAUUGUACGAUCUGCAUCUGGAAUAUUGUCCUCAGAACUGUCUAAUGCUUAUCGCGAUUCACUGAAUAAAAUUUUUGUUCCAGCUUUAGAAAAAUCCAUUCAGAAAUUAUUCACAGAUCUUAAUAAUCUUUUUCAACUUGGUACACAACAAUAUUUAAAUCAAAUUUCAUCUCGUAUUCAACCUCCAUCUUUUGAUACUACAAAUUUUACUCCAUUGAUGAAUCAAAUAUCAUCUGUGAUAAAAUCAACUCUUACUGAAUCAUUGAAAGAAGUUGAAAACAAAUGUGGUAAUUCUUCAUCUCUUAAAAUAAAUCCAUCAUCAGUUUCAUGUACAACUAAUACCAUUGAUCGUAAUGAUCAUUAUUCAGAAAUAGUAUAUGACAAUGUAAAGCAUAAACAAUCCAAUUUAACAACAUUGGAUAAAACAGCUGGGAAUAAAAAAUCACAUAAUCGUCAUUUAAUUAAGACUGGUAAUGUCAAUACUCCUCAUGUUAGUAACAGUGGUAGCAAUAGUAAUAAUAAUAAUAAUCCUAAUGUAAAGAAUAAAAUACAAACAACCAAUGAGAAUCCACAUCCAUCGGACCUAUAUCCACAACAAUCACUAUCAACAUUAACAACAACAACAACAUCGUCGUCCUCGUCAUUAUCAAUGAAGCAAGAUAAAUUGACUCGUUUAUUUGGACAAGCUCAAGCGUUCAUUCGUUCUAAUCGCUUAGUCGAUGCUCUGGAAUUGGCUUUAGUUUCUACUGAUCAACCACUUCUCUUAGAUAUCUGUAAUGAUAUUGAUGUGAAUAAACUUUUCAGUUCUGGUGAUCAUACAAUUGGUCAAAAUAUUUUAUUAUCUUUAAUUCAUCAAUUAAGUUGUGGUGAUUUAUUUGUUCAAUUGGAUUUAAAACUUAAAUAUCUUCAAGAAGCUAUUCUUUGUCUUGAAUUUGAUGAUCCUACUACAUCAGUUCAUGGACCAGCAAUAUUACACUUACUUAAUACACGUCUUGAUACUUUGUUAAACUCAAUAAACAAUAAUAAUUCAACAAAUAAAAUUAAUAACAAAUUUACUAAUUCAUUACGUAAUCGUGUUAUUAAAUUAAAUCGUACAGUGAAAUGUUUAUUUAAAGAAAUUUCAUUAUCUGAUGAUAAAUAA